Molecule: messenger RNA, 825 nt
Organism: Clarias gariepinus (North African catfish)
Lineage: Eukaryota; Metazoa; Chordata; Actinopteri; Siluriformes; Clariidae
Product: reticulon-2-like
Exons: 4
Coding region: 49-825 (258 amino acids)
Source: RefSeq, a predicted model, not a curated record
GGAGGGGGGAGAGAGGAGCGGACAGGCCCAGCUGCGGCUUGAUGGAGCAUGGGUCAGGUUCUAGGAUUCUCCCACUGCAAGGAGUUUGGCUCUGUCUCCUCAACACCUGACUCGACUCCUCCCUGUACAGAUGGUGGUAAUGAGGAGUCAGAUUUCCCGGAGCUCCUAACAGCACGGGAGUGGUCUGAGGAUGAAGAAGGCCCUGAGGAUGACCUCAGCGGUUCCUCUAUGUGGGGGACCCCCCGUCAGAACUCAUUCGAGCUCACAUUCUCAUACAUCGCCUUCUCUGAGGGCGAGAGCUCUGGCCGGAGAGACUCAGGCCGACGGAGAACCGGAGGGAGAGGAAGACAAAGCUCGCUACGCCGUAUGGACACUGUGGAAACCUUUUUACCUCCAGACUCCCCCGCUGUCGAGUGGGACCCCCUUGCCUUCAUGAGUGGAGAAGAAGAGCAGCAGGUUGUGGAAAAUCAACUUCCGGAACCAGUGGAAAGCCACAUUCGGACUCCAGAGUCCUCCAGUCAGAGUACAGACUAUGUUCCUGAUCAAGAGUUACAGGGAGAAAUGGAGGAGAUCGCGUUACAGGAAACGUGCCAUGUUACAGAUAGCUAUGAAGCUCAACAGCUUCAUGCCUCAGAGCCAUAUGUUGGCACGGAAUCCACAGCCCUAUCGCAUACUGAGGAAGAAACAUCGCAUGCAUCUCAAAGUCCCAUUAUUAAAAACACUCAGGAAGAGCCAACCAGGGAACAGUGGUUCUCUACCCUUAACCUACAAGAGGGGCCGACGAUACACAUCCAGAUUGCAGGUAAGACUAAACAUAUGGACUAG